Serendipita indica DSM 11827 is the source of this 453-nucleotide messenger RNA. The record is from the annotation of a GenBank genome assembly. Lineage: Eukaryota; Fungi; Basidiomycota; Agaricomycetes; Sebacinales; Serendipitaceae.
AUGCCAUCUGCUUUGAUUCUCAUCGCCAAUGGGACAGAAGAAAUGGAGUUUACUAUCCCUUACGACACCCUCGUAAGAGCUGGAAUUGACUGUACAUCGGCAUUUGUACCUUCAGAAUCUGAAGUUGGAUUGGCCUAUGCGGGUGGCUGGGGUAUAAACGACGUCACGUACAGUGCUGGGAAGCUUGUGGGAAUGAUAUGUGCUGGCUCUCUCGCGGCAAAGACGAGCAAGCUUCCCUCUCAGCCUCUUACGUCGCACCCAUCCGUCAAGAAGGACCUUGAAAGCAGCUUUGAGUAUAAAGAGGAUAGCGUCGUCGUAUCUGGUUCGCUUAUUACCAGCCGUGGGCCAGGUACCGCGUUCCCUUUUGCCUUUAAGAUUGUAGAGCUACUGUGCGGAGAGGCAAAGGUGAAGGAAGUCAGAAGCCCAAUGAUCUUUCCAGCCGGGGUAUUCUGA